AUGAACUUAUUAUUGUCAAUCUUUGGAUCAUGUCUUCCAUGUAUCCCAUCCCUAUCUACCCCUUCAAUCAAGUUCAACAAUGCAAGCUACUACAUAGUUAGACUUCUUGGUGAAGGUGGAUUCUCAUACGUUUAUCUAGUCCAUCUGUCGUCACAAUCUCCCUUCGCUUUGAAACAAAUCAACUGCCCUUAUGGAACUCAAGACGAAACUUAUAAGAACGCUAUACGAGAGAUUAAAAAUUACCAUCGGUUCGCCAAUACCAAGACCCCUUACAUUGUUCAGUCAAUUGAUGAGUCAAUCGUAUCCAGUCCAGAUGGAGUAAGACACGUGUAUAUAUUGUUACCGUAUUUCACAAAAUCAGUUCAGGAUAUAUUGACUGAACAUGUCCUCAAUGGAACUAAGAUGGAUGAGCUGGAGAUUCUCAAGAUUUUCGUAGGUGUCUGUCGUGGGUUGAGAAUAAUGCACAAUCACAAACAAGUAUCAAGAAACACAGCUGUAAGGCUCGAUGAUGAUGAUGGCGACGAAGAGGAAGCUCUUUUACAAGAUGAAGAAGAUGAUGAACAAGUAGCAGCUGCAGCUGCAGCAACAGUGUCAACAGCACCACCAGCUGACGGUGCCACUGAAAUGGAGGAGUUGGUACCCUACGCUCAUCACGAUAUAAAGCCAGCAAAUGUAAUGAUUUCAGCGGAAGGAUUACCGGUAUUGGUAGACUUGGGUUCGUGCUCAAGAGCUAGGUACCAUGUACGUACCCGACAACAAGCUUUGGCUUUGACCAAUUUUGCUCAAGAGCAUUGUACGUUACCUUAUAGAGCACCUGAGUUGUUGGACGUUACUACUGGUUCACAUAUUACUGAAGCGACAGAUGUUUGGUCUUUGGGUUGCUUGCUCUACAGUUGUUGUUUUGGAUACUCGCCAUUUGAGAAAUUGGAAAUGGAGCAAGGUGCAAACUUGCAUGUUGCUAUAGGUCAAGGGAGGUACCAAAUACCAAAGGGAAACAAUGGAUAUAGUAAUGAGGUGAUUGGGUUGAUUAAAAAGUGUUUGCAAGUUGAUGCCUCUGAUAGGCCAACAGUAGAUCAACUUCUCGAUGAAGGUUUGGAUAUCACUAGUAAGCUAUCGGUAUAA
Molecule: messenger RNA, 1122 nt
Organism: Lodderomyces parapsilosis
Lineage: Eukaryota; Fungi; Ascomycota; Pichiomycetes; Serinales; Debaryomycetaceae
Product: putative serine/threonine protein kinase
Exons: 1
Coding region: 1-1122 (373 amino acids)
Biological process (GO): regulation of vacuole fusion, non-autophagic; vacuolar protein processing; protein phosphorylation
Cellular component (GO): Golgi apparatus; cytoplasm
Molecular function (GO): ATP binding; protein serine/threonine kinase activity
Source: RefSeq, a predicted model, not a curated record